GUACAAACUCAUACAAUCACUCUUACAACCCCAAAAAAAAAACACUAAACUUCUAAAGUUCUAAAUCUUAACAUCCACCGUUAGGGGCGGCAGUCAUGGCUUCGGUGGCGGCAUCGACAGCGGCGGCGUGUCUAGGAAAGUCUGAAAUGUUGGGAAACACAUUCAACUUAAGAAGUGCUACUUCCGCCCCUAGUAGUACUACUAGUGUUGGUCCUUCUAAGAUUGUGGCUCUUUUUGGUAAGAAAAAGGCGGCUGCUCCUCCUGCUAAGGCUAAGGCUGCUGCUGUUUCGUCUGCCGAUGAUGAGCUUGCUAAGUGGUAUGGCCCUGACCGAAGGAUUUUCUUGCCUGAGGGUCUUUUGGACCGUGAUGACAUUCCUGAGUACCUCAACGGAGAAGUUCCCGGAGACUAUGGUUACGACCCUUUUGGUCUUGGAAAGAAGCCUGAGGACUUCGCCAAAUACCAAGCAUAUGAGUUGAUCCACGCCCGUUGGGCUAUGCUUGGAGCUGCCGGGUGCGUUAUCCCCGAAGCCUUCAACAAGUUUGGUGCUAACUGUGGUCCUGAAGCUGUUUGGUUCAAGACUGGUGCCUUGCUUCUAGAUGGAAACACCUUGAACUACUUUGGAAAGCCUAUUCCCAUCAACCUUGUUGUUGCUGUUGUUGCUGAGGUUGUUCUCCUUGGUGGAGCUGAGUACUACAGAAUCAUUAAUGGCUUGGAUUUGGAAGACAAGCUUCACCCAGGAGGCCCAUUUGACCCAUUGGGCUUAGCCAAUGACCCAGACCAAGCAGCCUUGUUAAAGGUGAAGGAGAUAAAGAAUGGUAGGCUGGCAAUGUUUUCAAUGUUCGCCUUCUUUAUUCAGGCUUACGUGACAGGCCAAGGCCCAGUUGAGAAUCUGGCUGCUCACCUUAGCGACCCAUUCGGUAACAACUUGCUCACUGUCAUUUCUGGAGCUGCUGAAAGAGCUCCCACUCUAUAAUCUCUUCUUAGUGCCCACUUUUUAUUUGUACAUUUUCAUCCAAUUAAAAAAAAACCUACAUUUUGCAUGAGGAAUGUUAAUGUUAAUGUUAAUCUGUCUACUACUAUAAUUUUCAGAUGAGACCUAAUUGUGUUUUCUCUUAUAUAGUGUGAUGCCGUUACCUAUUUAUUAA
Molecule: messenger RNA, 1146 nt
Organism: Chenopodium quinoa (quinoa)
Lineage: Eukaryota; Viridiplantae; Streptophyta; Magnoliopsida; Caryophyllales; Amaranthaceae
Product: chlorophyll a-b binding protein CP26, chloroplastic-like
Exons: 5
Coding region: 96-974 (292 amino acids)
Biological process (GO): response to light stimulus; photosynthesis, light harvesting in photosystem I
Cellular component (GO): plastoglobule; chloroplast thylakoid membrane
Source: RefSeq, a predicted model, not a curated record